Molecule: messenger RNA, 1545 nt
Organism: Mugil cephalus (flathead mullet)
Lineage: Eukaryota; Metazoa; Chordata; Actinopteri; Mugiliformes; Mugilidae
Product: ADP-ribosyl cyclase/cyclic ADP-ribose hydrolase 1-like
Exons: 8
Coding region: 330-1127 (265 amino acids)
Biological process (GO): positive regulation of B cell proliferation
Cellular component (GO): plasma membrane
Molecular function (GO): phosphorus-oxygen lyase activity; NAD+ nucleosidase activity
Source: RefSeq, a predicted model, not a curated record
CGUGUCAGCAAAAUGUGCAGGUAGGUAACAUAUAUGAGUUAAAUAUAUUAAACUUUGGACUUUUUUAAUACUGAAACACUGAGAAAUUGAAGGAUAUGUAAGAAGUUGCUGCAACUGUCCCCACUGUCCUAUACAUGUUUCUAUGGUAACGCUCCUCCUGGGUCCGUCCACCUGGACCAAAACGGGCUCGUGUCCUGAUUGGAGGAGAGCCUCGCGAGGUUGCGCGUUUCCAUAAGUAAACGUUUGGAGCUCCAGUGUUAGUGUCAACAAACAAGUCCGCCAGCCUCACUUCGCCUCGACGCUUCUUUCACUUUCGUGUCAACUUUUCAAUGGAUCGCAAGCGGAGGCGACUCUGCCUCCUCGCAAGUCUCCUGGUCGUCCUUCUCAUUAUUAUCCUCGGCGUAGUGCUGGGAUUAACGCUGAAUCGGGACACGGAUCCAUUUAAGAGAACAUUUCUCGACAGGUGUGGGAAAUUCAAAGAAUACGACUGCCAGAACGUAUGGAGCAUAUUCGAGCAAGCCUACGUCAACAAGGACCCUUGCAAUGUUCCUCCAGAAGCCUACCACCCUCUCAUUGCAGCAGCCCCCAUCAUACCAGCGUGCAACAGAAUGAUGUUCUGGAGCAAAACGAAGGACGUGGUGCAUGAUUUUACUAAUAAGAGGGAUUGUUUCAUCACCAUGGAGGACACUCUGCUGGGAUCUGUCUUGGAUGGCCUCAGAUGGUGUGGGGAGGAGGGCAGCACCGAAACAUUCACCACCGACUGCCCGGGAUGGUCAGACUGCGUAAACAACCCUGUCCGGUCCUUUUGGAACUCAGUCUCAGCCGCUUUUGCCAAGGCGGCCUGUGGCCAAGUCACAACAAUGCUUAACGGAUCCAUCGACACGCCUUACAGUCCUUCGAGUGUUUUUGCAUCCAUCGAGGUGAAGAACUUAAACUCCACCACGGUGCAAAAAUUGAACGUUGUCCUGGUUAUACAGAAGAACGCUGUGACGAACUGCACCAAUGCAUCUUUAGAGAAUUUGAAGAAAGACCUGGGCGAAAUACAAUACGACUGCAAAGAAGUACCUGAGUCUCAGAUCCAAGAAUGUGCUUCUGAUCCAGAGAAACCCUGUGGAUCGUGCUGGUGAAAAUGUCACAUUGUUAUGUCAAGACACAACGCAGUUGGCCUAGUGUGACUAGACUGUAUUCUGAUCAGAAUAUGAGUCUGGCAACACACCAUUUGGAUUUGAUUACAGAUCUUUGUAGGAGUGUGAUUAGUUCCGAACGGAGCUACUCUGGAAGCCAUUUUGGCCUACAACACUGUAAAUAUAGUGUAAAUAUUUUUAUUCAUGUGGGCCAGUUUGACAUAACUGAUAAUUGAUGAUUGUGUCUUCUGCCUUUUUACAUUUUGACAGUUUUGUUUUUGUUUAAUGGGGAAUCUUUAAAUUUUUACUUGUGAUAAAUAUCAUGUAGUGUUGCUAUCUAUGUUAAGAUGAUGAUCUCAUUUCUAUUUGCUGACAGAUACUACCAUAUUUUUAAAUAAAAAUUUAUAAUGUCUAUGUCAAA